GGCGGUGGAGGCAGUGGUGGUGGUGGCGGCAAUGAAGAGAAGAAAAAGGAAGGAAAGGGGAAGCCCAAGAAGAUGCUGAGAUGUGCAGGAGGACAGAUCUGGGAGGAUCAGUCUCUCACAGAUUGGGAUCCAGAUGAUUUCCGGAUAUUCUGUGGUGAUCUUGGUAAUGACGUUACCGAUGAGCUGCUCACUCGUUACUUUAGCCAUUUUGCUUCCUUUGUCAAGGCAAAAGUUGUCAGAGACAAGCGCACCAAUAAAAGCAAAGGUUAUGGCUUCAUCAGCUUCAGUGACCCCCAGGACUACAUUCGGGCAAUGAAGGAAAUGAAUG
Molecule: messenger RNA, 328 nt
Organism: Penaeus vannamei (Pacific white shrimp)
Lineage: Eukaryota; Metazoa; Arthropoda; Malacostraca; Decapoda; Penaeidae
Source: RefSeq, a predicted model, not a curated record